Pneumocystis carinii B80 is the source of this 1916-nucleotide messenger RNA. RefSeq lists its product as hypothetical. NCBI's taxonomy places the organism in Eukaryota, Fungi, Ascomycota, Pneumocystomycetes, Pneumocystales, Pneumocystaceae. The transcript is spliced from 10 exons. Gene Ontology annotation, molecular function: metalloaminopeptidase activity. The record is from RefSeq and is a predicted model, not a curated record. Bases 47 to 1870 code for a protein of 607 amino acids.
GAUAAAUAGAGGAUUUCCCGGCAGUUAUACACUUUAUCAAUAAGAUAUGACGUCUGGAAUAGUGCCAGUUGGUACGGGAGAGAAUUUGAACAGGCUUCGUAGCCUAAUGAAUGAGAAUAAUGUGGAUAUUUAUAUUGUUCCGUCAGGAGAUGCACAUUCUUCAGAGUAUAUUGCAGAGUGUGACGCUCGCCGUGCCUUUAUUAGUGGCUUUGAUGGAUCGGCAGGAUGUGCAGUUAUCACACAGAAAGAGGCAUGUCUUUUUACAGACGGGAGGUAUUUUUUGCAGGCUAGUCAACAGCUUGAUAAAAACUGGACAUUGAUGAAACUUGAGGCUAAUAAUCCUACAUGGCAAGAUUGGACAGUUCAGCAGGCAAAAGAAGGAAAAACAGCGGGGGUCGAUCCAACAUUAAUUUCUUUUUAUGAGACGAUAUCUCUUUCAAAAAGACUUGCAUUAGAAUCGAAUGGAAAGUUAGUUAAUUUGCCUAAGAAUCUUGUGGAUGAGGUAUGGUCUAGUGAUAGACCGAAAAGGCCGAAUUAUCCGGUAACAGUUCAUCCAUUUGAAUUCUCGGGGGAGGAAUCGUCUGAAAAAGUAUCCAAAAUUCGAGAAUUUUUGAAAAAAAAGAAUGCGUAUGCUUUUUUUAUAUCUAUGUUGGAUGAUAUUGCUUGGCUGUUUAAUCUCCGUGGAACAGAUAUUCCUUAUAAUCCUGUUUUUUUUGCAUAUUCAUUAGUAACACAUGAUAAAAUUGUUUUAUAUAUUGAUGAUUCAAAAUUGGAUGAUCAUGUUAGGGAACAUUUGAAAUGUGUAGAAAUCAAGCCAUAUGACAGUGUUUUUAAGGAAUUGGCAACAUUGAAAGAUGAAAUUGAUGGGAAGAAGGUAGUUAUAUCUGAUGCAGCAAGCUGGGCGGUAGCUAUUGCAUUGGGUGAAACAAAUAUUGAAAUAACAAGAAGUCCUAUUUCUGAAGCAAAAACUAUCAAGAAUGAAAAAGAAAUUGAAGGCAUGAGAAAUUGUCAUGUUAGGGAUGGAGUAGCUUUAGUAAAGUUUUUUGCUUGGCUAGAAGAGUUUUUAAAAAAUGGAGGUGUUUUAGACGAAGUAGAUGCAGCUGAUCAAUUAGAAUCAUAUCGAAAGGAACAAGCUCACUUUGUAGGCCUAUCUUUUCCUACUAUUUCUUCUAGUGGUAAAAAUGGUGCUAUUAUUCAUUAUAAACCAGAAAAGGAAUCUUGUUCUCCUAUAGAUAUUAAUCAUAUUUAUCUAUGUGAUUCAGGAGCACAAUAUAGAGAUGGUACAACAGAUGUUACACGUACAUAUCAUUUUGGUGUUCCUACAGAAAAAGAAAGGAAAACAUUUACUUGUGUUUUAAAAGGCCAUAUUGCUCUUGCAAUGGCUGUCUUUCCAAGAGGAACAACUGGAUAUAUUUUAGAUAUACUUGCUCGUCAAUAUUUAUGGGGUAUUGGCCUUGAUUAUUUACAUGGCACAGGGCAUGGAGUAGGUAGUUUCUUAAAUGUACAUGAACCUCCAAUAGGUAUUGCACAAAAGCAAUUGUAUAACGAAAUGAUACUUUUACCUGGAAUGGUGCUUUCAGAUGAACCUGGAUUUUAUGAAAAUGGAUGCUAUGGACAGCGUAUUGAAAGUAUUGUUGCUGUAAAAAAUACUGAUACAACUUAUCAUUUUGGGAAUUCUCCUUAUUAUGGGUUUGAAUAUUUAACAAUGUGUCCUCUUGGCCUUAAUCUAAUUGAUCUAAAUCUCUUACAAGAGAACGAAAAACAAUGGAUCAAUAGUUAUCAUAAGCUUGUUUUAGAAAAACUUGGUCCAUUCUUGGAAGAUGAUCUUCGAGCUUAUAAAUGGCUUAUAAAAGAGACACAAUUCAUUUAAGAUCUCAUUUUUAACUGAAAAACAAAGGCAAAGGACCUUUCCCUUU